This is a messenger RNA of Haliotis rubra (blacklip abalone), 1579 nucleotides long. RefSeq names its product failed axon connections homolog. NCBI's taxonomy places the organism in Eukaryota, Metazoa, Mollusca, Gastropoda, Lepetellida, Haliotidae. Gene Ontology annotation, cellular component: cytoplasm. Bases 51 to 770 code for a protein of 239 amino acids. The record is from RefSeq and is a predicted model, not a curated record. The transcript has 6 exons.
UCCAUUGUUUAUGCACAUUCGGAAACCCGGAGGCGGAAGGCACAGAGAAAAUGGGUCAAUGGUUAAGCCAGGAAAAGCGUCCCCCCAGUGAUGUUGUCAUCUUUCACCACCCAGGAAGGGGACCGUGGACGCCCAGUAUGAUACCAUUUGCUGUGAAAUUGGAGACAUACUUCAGAAUGACAAAAAUAUCAUAUCAGGGGAAGUAUGGACUGACGCCUUGUCCGGGUACAGGCAAAUUUCCAUGGAUCGAGUAUAAUGGCACCGUGCUUGGAGACUCCUCCAUGAUAAUCAAAUACCUCAACAAGAAGUUUGAUAUCGACCUUAACAAGGAUCUGACCCCUGAACAAAGGGCGAUUGCAAGAGCCAUGCAGAAGAUGAUAGAGGAACAUUUAUACUGGGUAGGGGUGAGCCUACGGUGGAAUCACUAUUUCGAUCUGUCUUUGAUGACCCGGGCGAUGGGAAUGCCCUAUAGGCUGGUCACGUGGUUUAUCAGCAGAAAAAUGACGAAGUAUGCCUGGGCUCAAGGCAUGGGAAGGCAUUCAUUGGAAGAGAUGCUGGAAAUAAUGCACGAUGAUCUGCAAGCAAUAUCGGAUUUUAUGGGCGACAAGCCCUUCCUAAUGGGCGAGAAAGCGACGGAAGUGGACUGUGCUGUUUUCGGUAUGCUGUCGCAGGUACGAUGGAAUAUGCCUGGUUUGGGAGAGGAAGGAGUCCGUCUUGUUGAAGGUGUUGUCUGCACCGCUGCAGUCGUAGACGUUGGUGACGUAAUGUGAACAAUUGCUGUCUGGCAAGACGUCUAGCACGUAUCCCGUGCGGUCGAAUCCAAUGGUCGUUACGUGGCGUGGUUACAGAUGGACUGCCUUUUCGGGGACUGUCUGCAACGUCAGCAUUUUGUUGGUAACGUCUACACAAGCGGCAUAUGGUGAUCCUGUGCACGUUAAACUGCCGUGCAACUUUGCGCUGUGGUGUUCAAGCAUUCCAAAGACACGCCAUCUGUCAUUUUCGGUUAGCCGUGGCAAGCAGAUCCUUCCAAAAGUGUGUUUUUUUCUAACCCAUCGACGUCUAAACAAUGAUUUGGGUGACAAUGAUUCCAGGUUUAGUGCCACACGUUUCAAAUUGCACGCUUUAUGCCUAUUUUCCACGGACUUCUUGAAAGAACGAAAUAUAAAAAGAAAUCUCAUUCCUAUAAACAAAUGUGUUGAUCACACGAACUUUUGCCUUUGAGUAUAUUAGGUUCAUCACAGCAGUAUCUCUUUCUCGCCGCCAAGUGACGCAAGUGCUAACAAUUCUUUGUUCAUUUAGUAGUUUAAGGAGUCGACGUAAAGUAAAGAAAAGAGAGAUUAAGUUGAACUAAAAAUCUCUUUGAGUGGCAUGUAUUAGUGAAACACAUAAAUGGAGAACAUUUAUGGAUGUUGACUUCUGGAUUAGGUCAUCCACCUGGUAACGAAUCUACGAGUAAGACUCUACCCACAAAAUACUUUUUCUCCUAAUACAGAAGUGGACAUCCAUAAAUUUCCCGCUUUAAGUUGACAGUCUGCAGUUUCAUCAUCAGACCCUUCAUUACCUCUGUUUGUCAUCACUU